UAUUCAUAUGCAAUAGUGAUGAACUUACUAAAAGUUUGAUUUAUUAUUCAUAAAUGAAUUCAUUAACGUAACGCACAAAGAGACGUUAGUUCUUCACUCUUGACCACUAAGUUUUAUUUGCGGAAUUAAAUUCUCUCUAUUUUCCUGGUGUGUUAUUUGAUAUCCGAACCAACAUUACCAGUGAUGAAUACAAACGUCGAGAAACAAUUUAAAGAAGCCAAAUUAUUAUUCGACAACAUUCGUUGGAUGAUACAAAUUUUGAACGCCUGGCCAAUUGAUCGUACAACGAGAGGAUUACUACUGUUUAUAUUUUAUUUGAUCUAUGAAAAUAUUUAUCUUUCUAUGGCGUACAAUGAUUUUUUUUCAACUUUCGGUGAUCUCCAGCUUAUGACUGCGAAUCUUUUAGGAACUUUAAUACAAACGGUGAUGAUGACACGAUUGACGUUCGUCAGAUUUUCAAAGAGCUUAGAAAAAAUAAUUAUCGAAGUAACAGAUAAUUUUUGUGAUAAAAAUUACCAAGAUCCAAAUGAAAAGAGGAUCUACGUCCAAUACAGUUCAUUAGCAACUAAGUUUUACAAAAUUACAAUGAUUUUUGGUGCUGGGUCUGCAUUCGGUUUUGGUCUAUUACCUCUACAAAAAUGUAUUAUUUCCUGGUUACUGCAUAAACCUGUCGUGCUAGAGCUUCCCUUCAAAAUAAAAGUAUUCUAUCAUAGUAAUUUAUCUGCCGAUCAAACUAUUCUAUUAUAUAUUUAUGAAUUACCGCUACCAAUAAAUGCAUGUAGUUUUAUUGCAUCGAUAAAUCUUCAAUUCAUGAUCAUAAUGAAUAUAUGUGCGCGUACUGCUAUUUUGAGAAAUUUAAUAAAGAAUGUGAAUGUCAAGGGAGGAACCAGUAGUCAAAAGCUAUUUUUCAAGCAAAUAACUCUUAAACACUUAGUUUUACUCAAAUUAACGGAUGCAUUCGAGCAAACAUGGACACCAAUAUUUUGUUUCGAGACAAUUAUUCUCGUUCCGCUUACGUCAUUAGUAAUGUUUUCAGUUUUGGCACUAGAUGGUGGUGAAACGGUGGCGAUCUUGACGUUAGUAACUUACGUGGGCUCAAUGACGUCAUGCUUAUUUGCAAACUGUUGGAUGGGUCAACUUUUGUUAGAUGAACGUGAUCAACUUAUGGAAGCAUUUUACCUUUGCGAGUGGUACGAAAUGUCAAAUGAGUGUAAAAAAUUUUUGUUGAUUUGUAUGAUUAAUUGUGCGAAUAUUCCGAUGCAAAUAACUGCUGGAAAAAUUUACAUAUUUUCGUUCAACGGUUUCACGGGAAUAAUGAAAUCUUCGUUGGGUUACGUGUCGUUGCUACGAACCCUGACUUUGUGAAAAUGUUUCAAAUUAUCUUAAUAGUUUAAUUGUAACUAUUUUUUUUCUAACAGUAAUAUAAUAAAAUCAGUUUCACUUACUGAU
Messenger RNA from Microplitis mediator, 1449 nucleotides. Its product is annotated as odorant receptor 13a-like. The transcript is spliced from 7 exons. The record is from RefSeq and is a predicted model, not a curated record. The coding region runs from base 184 to 1365 and encodes 393 amino acids. Gene Ontology annotation, cellular component: plasma membrane. Gene Ontology annotation, molecular function: olfactory receptor activity; odorant binding. NCBI's taxonomy places the organism in Eukaryota, Metazoa, Arthropoda, Insecta, Hymenoptera, Braconidae. Gene Ontology annotation, biological process: sensory perception of smell; detection of chemical stimulus involved in sensory perception of smell.